GACAACACGUGUGGAAAGAAAGUGGCAGCUGCGCUGCUAUUAAAAGAGCAUCAACAGCAGCAGGAGGUUAGCAGCAGGCAAGCAGAUCUCAGCGGUGUGAAGCAGCUCAAGUGAGAACACCGGGAUUCCACAUUCACGCACACACGCUCACAACAUUGCUGAAGGGGAUGGGAAUGGAGCCCGGGUGGAUCACCACAGUCCUGCUGGUUCCGUGCGCGGUGAUGCUGGCAGCUGGAUUGUUGCAUGUGUACUCCCUGGUGUCGGGCCUGCUGUCCAAAAGCCCCGUGCGCAAUAAGGUGCUGCUGCUCAGCGACGCUUUGUCCACACUUGGAAACGAAUGUGCCACCAUUUUCCACAAGGGCGGCGCCAGGUUGAUCCUGUGCGGCAAAAGCUGGGAGAAACUCCAGGAGCUCUCGGACAAGUUACUCAAUGCUUCCGACCCAAGCGUGCAGACGUUCCCUCCUAAACUGGUGCUUCUCGAUUUCGGGGACAUGGAGUCGCUUCCUGAAGCGAUAUCCGAGAUCCUGGAAUGUUACGGCUACCUGGACAUGCUCAUCCUCAACAGCAGCAUGAAGCUCAAAGCCCCCGCUCACACUUUGUCUCUGGAGCUGGACAAGCUACUCAUGGACAAUAAUUACUUUGGCCCGGUCACGCUGACUAAAGGUGUGCUGCCCUCCAUGAUGUCCCGGCGCUCCGGUCACCUCCUGCUGGUCAACAGCAUCCAGGCAAAACUGGCGGUGCCUUUUCGCACUUCUUAUGCCGCCUCCAAGCACGCAGUUCAGGCCUUCUUCGACUGCCUUCGUUCCGAGGUGGAGGAGUUAGGGGUUUCAGUCAGCACCAUCAAUGUCACUUUCAUCAGUUCACAUGCGCCGUCUGGGAAGCAAAACGACACGGCGGCCAAGUCCUUCUGGUCAGAUUUGUACACAAAGAAGCCACCGGGCUUUUCUACACGUGAGGCAGCCAGUGAGGUGGCCAAGACUUUGAGCAACAAGAGAAGGGAGGUCUUGAUGGCCCCCUCACUGCCAAAGGUGGCGAUCUACGCACGCUCCUUCUUCCCCAACUUCUUCUUCGCCGUCAUGGCAGCCGGAGUGAAGGAUGCCACCAACACUAAAAUGUAGUCCUGCACUAAAUGCUGUGUUUUUAGAAUUUUUUUCCAACACGUUCAACCGUAUUUAACCAAAUACGUUAGAACGACUAUCAAUACGUCCAGACAACUUUACCAACUCGUUCGUCAGACUUUGUAGUACAUUUUAAACAACAUUCAAAAAUGUUUACUCGACAUGAGCAAUUCCACACUUCCUACGUUAUCAUGCGUGUUAGUAGUGUGUUUAAUUUAAAUUAAAGUUAUACAUUGGUUAGCAUGUCUGCCCCACAGUUCUGAGGUUCUGGAUUGGAAUAUUCCUGUGUGGAGUUGCG
Molecule: messenger RNA, 1416 nt
Organism: Hippocampus comes (tiger tail seahorse)
Lineage: Eukaryota; Metazoa; Chordata; Actinopteri; Syngnathiformes; Syngnathidae
Gene: dhrs7ca
Product: dehydrogenase/reductase (SDR family) member 7Ca
Exons: 8
Coding region: 168-1118 (316 amino acids)
Biological process (GO): intracellular calcium ion homeostasis
Molecular function (GO): oxidoreductase activity, acting on the CH-OH group of donors, NAD or NADP as acceptor
Source: RefSeq, a predicted model, not a curated record